AUGCAACAGAGACCUAAGCUAAACCUCCACCAGAAAAACCAUUCAUAUGGCCAGCUUUCAAAGUCGCACCAAAAAUUUUCAACUGUGAACAAAUCUUUUGGAUACUCCAAAGAUGACCAUUAUACUAAUGAGUCAAGCCUCCCAACUCUCUCAAAUAAUGAUGGAGAAAAUAUAACUUCUGAGUCCCUUGUUAAAAAAUCCACUACAUAUUUAGACGAAAAACCAAAAAUAAGCCGCACAAUUGUCCUUGAUUCUUUAAAUCAUCAAAAAAGCUUAAAGAAAAUAAAGACUUUUAAGAGAAGAGAUACCUCAAGUGAAAAUCCGAUAUUUUCAAGAAAACCUGAUAAAUCUAAUACAAUAUCACCUUACAAAAUCCGGCAAAAACAAAGCCAAAGCGAUGAAGAAAAUUGGCAUACGGAACUUUCUCAUCUGGAACUUGAAUUGUCAAAUGAACUGAAUAAUAUUUCAGUAAAUGAUGAUAAAUACUAUCAAGUUCAUAGAGCAAUGCUUGAGAAAAUCACUGAAAUUGACAAGCAUUAUAGCGGAAUUUUAAAGAAAAUUUUAGAAGGAUUUGAUAAUGUUAUUUCUCAAUAUAAGAGUAAAAUUGAGAAUGAAUUAAAACAAUACGAAGAAAAAUUAAAUAAAGAAAUCGCAGAAAAUAAAAGGCUACAAAAAAGAAUUGAAAAUCAGACAACUAAUAAUAAAAAUCUGUUAAGGGCUUUAUCUCUGAAAAACGAAGAGUUUUCUGCUUUUCGUGGGAAAAAUAGAAACUUAACAGCAGAUGAAAUCGAGAAAAUCAUGGACGAAAAUAAGACAAUAACUGCUUCGCUGAAUCUUGCCCAAAAUGAAAUUAGGUUUUUAAAGUUAAAAGAGUGCAGAUACCAAAAAAUUUUGCAAACAGCUGAACUUUCUGGCUACUUUAUAUCUGAUUCUCAAAAAGACCAAAUAAGCGACUUAAGUACUACUCUUUCUGAAGUAGACUUGCAGCAGUUUAUUUCUAAAUCAUCACGCAACUUUCUUCAAUUGCCCCAACCAAAUGAUAUUAAUGAGUCUAGUUCAUGUAGAAAUAAUUUGUCAUUUGAUGCAUCUCCAAUUAACCGAGCUGAUGCCUCUCCGACUAAUCAAGUUGAUACAUCGAAAUGUUCUGAUUCUUGGUCUAUAAGGUAUCUUUAA
Blepharisma stoltei is the source of this 1173-nucleotide messenger RNA. The record is from the annotation of a GenBank genome assembly. Lineage: Eukaryota; Ciliophora; Heterotrichea; Heterotrichida; Blepharismidae.